ACUCUGCAUCAAGUUCACCCGCUAGAGAACCCACACGUACACAGUACACAUGCCGAAGGUUUUGGGGGCGGCCAUAAGAGAAACCAUCAUGGCCGAGGAGGAGGAUCUAGGGGCGGCGGACAUGCCGCGGGUGGUGGGCGCCCUCUCUGUGCUUCUUGAGCGCGUCACGGAGCGCAACGACGCGGUGGCGGGGCCGGGGAUUGACGCGUCGGCGUUCCGGGCGACGGCGAAGCCCGACAUAUCGGUGCGCGCGUACAUGGCACGCAUCGCGCGGUUCGCAGGCUGCAGCCCCGCGUGCUUCGUGGCGGCGUACAUCUACCUCGACCGCCUCCUUCGCCGCCGCCGUGCGCUCACCGUGGACUCAUAUAGCGUGCACCGCCUGCUCAUCACCGCCGUGCUCGCCGCCGUCAAGUUCAUGGAUGACAUAUGCUAUAACAACGCCUACUUCGCCAAGGUGGGCGGGAUCAGCCUUCCGGAGAUGAACUACCUGGAGGUGGACUUCCUCUUCGGCGUCGGCUUCGACCUGAAGGUGUCACCGGAGACGUUCGGCCACUACUGUGGCAUCCUCCAGUCUGAGAUGUUGUGCCUAGAGAUGAAGCCGGAGCCACCCCUUCCACUCCCUGCCGCUCCAGGCAGCAACAGGCUGCAUCGCUGCCUCUCUGAAGACGACGGCAGCAGUAGCAGUCAGCAGCAGAUGGCUGCGUAGGUGGUAGAGAGAUUGCUUGCAAGCAUAGAUAUAGAUAGUGUGGGUGCAGUACAUAUAGAGAGGAAUGCGUUGCUUAGCGGGCAGAGUGCCUUGGUCACUUGGUGUGAUGUACUGCUGUUUGGUGCCUCUGGUUGUAAGUACUCAGUACUCAAGUCACCUAGCUUGUUUAGUUUCCAUUUAGUAGAACAACCUGCUUAGUGCAGACCGACCGUGUGAAAUGCAAUGCAACGUGUGUGUUGGCUCU
Molecule: messenger RNA, 950 nt
Organism: Lolium perenne
Lineage: Eukaryota; Viridiplantae; Streptophyta; Magnoliopsida; Poales; Poaceae
Product: cyclin-P4-1
Biological process (GO): regulation of cyclin-dependent protein serine/threonine kinase activity
Molecular function (GO): protein kinase binding
Source: RefSeq, a predicted model, not a curated record